This is a messenger RNA of Penicilliopsis zonata CBS 506.65, 2198 nucleotides long. RefSeq lists its product as hypothetical. The coding region runs from base 205 to 1779 and encodes 524 amino acids. Gene Ontology annotation, biological process: siderophore biosynthetic process. Lineage: Eukaryota; Fungi; Ascomycota; Eurotiomycetes; Eurotiales; Aspergillaceae. The transcript is spliced from 3 exons. The record is from RefSeq and is a predicted model, not a curated record.
AAACUGGAUCUCUAAUCAGUUCCUUGCUAUUCGUAACUAAUUAUUAGCUAUCAACCCCUCGCGGGGCACAUCACCCCACGCUAUCCGAUAGAUCGCUCUCACUUUACCACCACCAACUUUUAUUUUCGAGGAAACUUCCUUUCUAUGUGACUCUCUUGACUGCAGUAUAUCCUCCGUUCCCAUCGGCACCCCCAGUCUCUCAGAAUGCCCUCCUCCGAGUGCCAUCUCCCGAAUGGCCAGACCUUCACCGUCACGCCAGUCUUCGGCGGGGUCAACUUCAGGUCGCAUGAGAUGAACCUGCACCACUCGGCCUUUCCUCCCGGCUGGACGGUGAUUCUGCAGACGAACAAGUCGAAAGAAGAGGGGGGAGCAAGAGCAGGAGUUGUCGAGGAGAAAUCGAACCGCUUCACGCAGCCGACGUUGAACGACGACUCGCUGUACAUCUCGUAUAUCGUGAGCCCGCCGAGCAGCGACUUUCGCCCGCCGCACUCGCCCAGCCGGCAGAUCGCCGUCAUGCUCUGGGCCACGCUGUGGUGGUACUUCCACGAGCCGGAGCCCGACCUGCAUCUCAGCAACGAGCAGUGCGCCCUGACGCCGCCCAGCGGCCGGCCCCAGGGCGCCUGGCGGGUCAAGAUCCGCCGCGAGGGCAUCUUCCAGGGACGCAACCUGCUGCAGAAGCUCGUGCGAAUGGGCCUCAUCGCCAACGAGGACUCGUCCGUGGGUCUCGACCCGUUCGAGUCCCGCAACGCCUCCUCCUCCUCCUCCUCCUCCAGCGGGGAGAACCUCUUCGUCAGCCGCCGCGCCUUCUGGCAGCUCGACCCGCGCAUCUUCCUCUUCACCCUCUCGCCCAAGGGUGUCUCCCCCUUAUCGCCCGCUGCUCUCUCGCCAUUUCCCUCGCGCGGCGGUUCCCCAACGCCAGACGAUGCCGCCAGCGGUGGCGGCACAUCAACCGCCACCAUCACCACCAGCAAUACACCCACCCUCAUCACCGUUCCUGUCGCGGCGUCGAACCCCUUCUUCUCUGCCUCGCAUCUGCCUACCUAUUUCCCCCCGCCGCCAACACAAUACACCUUCACCAACGGCAUCCGCCACCCUCUCCGCCCUAAACCGCCUCACCAGGGCGAGGUGUUUUAUACCCGCUACAUCCCCAGCGUGAACCAGUACCUGUCCUUUCGGGUUCCGUACCUGCCAAAGCACGGCAGAAAUUCCGCCAGUGCUAGUAGUAAUCUUAAUACCUCUUCCUCCCCCCCCCCCUCCUCCUCUGCCUCCUCCGACCUGGAGAUCCUCCACCGGUGGAUGAACGAUCCCCGCGUCUCAGCCGCGUGGGGCGUCCAGGGCCCGCUCCAGACCCAGGAAACGUUUCUGCGCGAUAAUCUCUCCUCCAAACACAGCUUCCCCGUCUUCGGCUGCUGGGACGGGAAACCCUUUGGCUAUUUCGAGAUCUACUGGGUCAAAGAGGAUCCCCUCGGUUCCCUCCUGAGCGGCAAUUCAACCUCCCCGGUCGACAACUACGAUCGUGGCAUCCACUUGCUCGUCGGCGAGCAGGAAUUUCGUGGGCCGCAUAGAGUCGCCAUCUGGUUAUCUGCUCUCGUCCAUUACUGCUGGCUCGCUGAUCUGAGGACCCAGACCGUCAUGCUUGAACCGCGUGUAGACAAUGCAAAAGUCAUCAACUAUCUCACUCAAAGUGGCUUCUACAAAGAAGGGGAGGUCAGCUUCCCCCAUAAACAGUCGGCCGUCAUGAAGAUCAAACGCGAGUACUGGGAAUCCCCGGCCUUAUGAAUAUUAAUACUGGCUUUAUAUUAUCUCAUACAAUUACUUGAGUACGGCAAAGUAAACUACUAGAGGUAAAAUAUUUAAAAAUCAUCAUCAUAGUACAACGCCAUCUACCAUACAUACAUCCCAUCGUACCUGAUCCAGGGAAAUGGCCAUCAAAAAUCAAAAGAUAAAAUAAAAUCAAAAAUCAAAACGCAGGGUAGGGGAAAUUAACGCCGUCCAUGCAGAGGGAGUGUUAGGAAAUGCAUUAGAGCACGUGGGGUGGGUGGGUGUAUUAUCAGAGAGAGACGAGGUGUGGGCAACCGGCAUCAAGAAGACGCGCAAUGAUGCAACACCCUUAUUAAAGUUGUAGUAGUUUAAAGUUGUAGUAAACGAUUGAGACCAGCUCAAGCGUGUGGGCGGCCAAUCCGCCCGCCCAUGUAUGA